UCAUCUUCGUCUUUUUCCUCCUCGACUCUGCCUAAGAUUUCAGUUUCAAGUCGCUUUUGACUCUUCUCUUCUUUUUUUUCACGGUGCAAACCGUUUGCAUCUCGUGUUAGUUUCUGCUUGGCGUAGACGUAUUUAGAUUCCCCCAAGAGAAAGAUAGAUUGCUGUUUCCGUCUACGCCUCGUCGUCGUCAGUGAUACUACCCCGCACAUCAUCAUUAUCUCCUAUAUUCGAAUCAUAAUCGGCGAAUCGGAUAACCCUACCCGAAUAAUCCUCUAGAGAGGAAUCCUUGCUUCGAUUCCCUCUCACAGGGCGUUUACUGCUGCUGCUGCUCCUCUCUUGGAUUUGUGGAUGUGCCAAUGCAAACUCUUCUGGCUAGGACUAGACGAAGAGUUUCUGACCACAAUUCUUCUAAUGGGAUGAUGAGUUUCUACAAAGUCUCUCUUUCUCUUGUUUUUCUCCUUUGGCUACUUCUCUUCCUCUCCAGCCAUGGAGAUGGUCGCAAAGAUGUUGACUCUGUUGGAAUACCUGAUCUUGUUGGUGGUCGGACAGAUGAGACGGCUGUGCCUUUCCAUGAUGAUGAUGCACCGCCAUUACUUGAGCCUGAUUCUCUUCGUGGUACUUCUGAUCUCAGUCAUAACGAUGAUAUAACUACCCCGUCUGAGGAAAGUGAAGACCAAGAAAAGUCUGUGAAGCAAGAAGAUAUUAUCAAUAGCACAGAUGCUGGGAGUGAUGGUUCAGAAAACAAGGACGAUAAUGAUCUUUCGAUUCAAAGUGAGACAAACAAGACAGAUACGGAAGGCAAAGACACUGACUUUUCCAAGCAAAGCGAGAUGAACAAGACAUGUAUAUUGAAUGAUGUAGAGGGCAAUGACAAUGUCCACCUUUUGAAGCAAAGUCAGGCGAACAAGACAAGCACAGUGGGGAAUGAUACAGACACCAAAGUCAAUACGUCUUUGAAUCAAAGUCAAACGAACAAGACAGACACCGGGGAUGAUACAGAAAACAAUGAGAUUCUGAAGCAAAAUCAGAAGAUGAACAAAACAACAGAUCCAGGGAAUGGUACAGAGACCAAUGCUUCAAAGGCUGAUCAACUCUCUCGUGCUGUCCCGCUUGGCCUUGAUGAGUUCAAGAGCAGAGCCUCUCACUCCAGAAACAAAUCGUUAUCAAGUCAAGUCAGCGGUGUGACUCACAGGAUGGAGCCUGGAGGGAAAGAGUACAACUAUGCAUCUGCUUCAAAAGGAGCCAAGGUUCUGUCUUCUAACAAGGAAGCAAAGGGGGCUACGAGCAUCCUAAGCCGCGACAGCGACAAGUACCUCAGGAACCCGUGUUCUGCUGAAGGUAAAUAUGUUGUCAUAGAACUUUCAGAGGAAACGUUGGUCAAUACCAUCAAGAUCGCCAACUUCGAGCAUUACUCGUCCAACUUAAAAGAGUUUGAGCUUCAAGGCACCUUGGUUUAUCCGACUGAUACGUGGGUUCACAUGGGUAACUUCACAGCUGCGAACGUGAAGCAAGAGCAGAACUUCACACUCGUGGAGCCGAAGUGGGUGAGGUACUUGAAACUGAAAUUUCUAAGCCAUUAUGGUUCGGAAUUCUACUGCACGUUGAGUUUAGUAGAGGUGUACGGGGUGGAUGCCGUAGAAAGAAUGCUGGAGGAUUUGAUAUCUGUGGAAGACAACAAAAAAGUAUUCAACACGCGAGAGGGAGAUUCUGAGCAGAAGGAGAAGCCUGUAAAGCAGCAAGCAGAGUCCUCUGAAGGCGAUGAUGGUUCGACAGAGAGAGAGAAGGAACGGGAAACAUCACCAGAGAAUACAGUAGCAAAAGCUGAAUCAUCAAUGGCUAGUAAUAAGGUUACAGAGCCAGUGGAAGAGGUAAGACGUCAUCAGCCAGGAAGCAGAAUGCCAGGAGACACGGUACUGAAGAUACUGAUGCAGAAGUUAAGGUCACUGGACGUGAACCUAUCAGUUCUAGAGAGAUACUUAGAGGAACUGAACACGAGAUACGGGAACAUAUUCAAGGAGAUGGACCGCGAAACCGAAGUGAGAGAAAAGACGAUUGCGACUUUGAGACUUGACGUGGAAAGUAUGAAGGAGAGACAAGAGAGGAUGGUGAGUGAAGCAGAGGAGAUGAAAGAGUGGAGAAAGAGAGUAGAGAAAGAGAUGGAGAGAGCUGAGAAAGAGAAUGAAAACGUGAGUAAGAGGGUUGAAGAAGUUUGGCAGAGAGUGGAGUGGAUGGAGAAGAAAGGUUUGAUAGUGUUCACCUUGUGUAUAGGUUUUGGAACUAUAGCGGUUAUUGCAGUUUUGGUCGGUAUAGGGACAAGACGAGCAGAAAAGACCGGUGGUGGGGCUUGGAUCUUGUUAUUGAUUUGCUCAACAUUCAUUAUGCUCGUUCUGUCUCUUUGAUGAUGAGAGUUUUGUUUUUUUUUUCUUUUUGUACACUGUAGAGCCAUGUUACUUAUUCAAGUUCGCCUUGAGAUUCAAAAACCGGAAAGAUACUGCUGCGAUUCAGUCUUGAACCGGUAUAUGGAAUCUAACCGGUUUCUGUAGCUGACUGUUCAAGAAGUAAUUAGUCAACUAUCAGACAGUUCUAUAUAAAAUUUAAAAUAACAAAUGUAGUAGGUGAGUACUACAAUUUCAACGAUGUUUCAUUUUCAGUGCU
Raphanus sativus (radish) is the source of this 2655-nucleotide messenger RNA. RefSeq names its product SUN domain-containing protein 3. The coding region runs from base 357 to 2399 and encodes 680 amino acids. The transcript has 3 exons. The record is from RefSeq and is a predicted model, not a curated record. Gene Ontology annotation, cellular component: membrane; cytoplasm. Lineage: Eukaryota; Viridiplantae; Streptophyta; Magnoliopsida; Brassicales; Brassicaceae. Gene Ontology annotation, biological process: protein folding in endoplasmic reticulum.